Molecule: messenger RNA, 405 nt
Organism: Nerophis lumbriciformis (worm pipefish)
Lineage: Eukaryota; Metazoa; Chordata; Actinopteri; Syngnathiformes; Syngnathidae
Source: RefSeq, a predicted model, not a curated record
AUGUCUACAGGGCUGAGUGUGUGUUUGGUUCUGGCGGUCCUUUGUACAAGCUCAUUGGGGCUCCCCUUCUCCUCCCAUCUCGGGGACGAGGACCACCGUUCCCCCUCCGCAGAAGCCCACCUGGAAUCCCACACUUUGGGGGAGCCCCAUCUCCGACACAGCCGCUCUGCACCCCAGCUCCAAGGGCUCUCCCCAUCCCAAGAGGAUGUAGAGUCGCGGGCCAACCUCAGCGAGCUGCUGGCCAGACUCAUCUCCUCUAGGAAAGGUUCUGUUCGUCGGAACUCGUCGGUCAACAGCAGAGGCGGCGGCCUGAGCAAUGCCGGUCACCGGAUAGCAGACAGGGACUACACGGGCUGGAUGGACUUCGGACGGCGCAGCGCAGAGGAGUACGAGUACUCCUCGUAG